CUGUCCUCCAUCAUCAAGCAGCCCCGACCACAGACCGACUGGAUCGGGGAGCUUGAGGACUGUACGACGGCGAAAAUAUUGGAGAAACAAACGUGUUAAAUUGCGGUUUUUUAUCAUGUUAUUAUGGUGGGACUUUUACUUGAACUACUACGAAGAAAUAGCGUCGAAAUGAGCUCAGCACACGCAGAGAUAAAUUAAAGAAAGAAGGAGAAAAGGUCGGUGAUUGUGAUGUCGGACUAAAUCCGGCCGGUUUCCUCGGCUUCAAGACUACAUUUCCCAUGGAGCUGUGCGCUGACACACAUACUGUUGUACCAUGGAGCCACCAGUCAGGGUUUUGGACCCAAAGAGCCAGUGAGACAGAAGAAGACCUGAUAUUGUGAUAUCACCCUCCCCGUCAUCUCCCCCCUUUUUGCAUCACUCCUGCCUCUUUUCCUGCGGAUCCUCAUCUUCUCUGAGGCCUCUUCGGGCCCCCCCACCUCCCUUGACUCCUGUUGUGGAUUAUUAAAAACUUUUAUCAAGACUCUUUGAGUAUCAGCGGACCAGAAAGCUCCUGACCACAGAGCCCGGCCCGGUCUGGGCCCAGUUCCGGUCCGGUCUCAGUCCGGUCUCUGCUGCAGGAUGGCAGGUCUACCGCUCUGUUUGGCUGUGAUGGCCGCCGCUCUGCUGCUGACCCUCGGAGCCGACGCUGCAGGUCAGAACCCGGACCACGUCCUGCAGGGGACGGGGGUGAAACCUGAGGCCCGGCGGCCCGGCGAGGACUCGACGAUUGCUCCCGAGGACGCCGCCCGUUUCCUCAGCUGCUCGUGCUCCGGACACUGUCCCGAGGACGCCAUCAACAGCACCUGCCAGACCAACGGUCAGUGUUUCGCCAUCAUCGAGGAGGACGAGCACGGGGAUGCCGUCCUCACCUCCGGCUGCAUGAAGUAUGAAGGAUCACACUUCCAGUGCAAGGACUCUCCCAACGCUCAGACCAGGAGGACGAUCGAGUGCUGCAACACCGACUUCUGCAACAGAGACCUGCAGCCCACCCCCCCCCCUCAGCCUCCCCCCGAUGGCAGCCCUCACUGGCUGGCCUUCCUCAUCUCGAUGGCGGUCUGCUGCUGCACUCUGAUCUGUGUCACCGUGGUCUGUUACUACAGGUACAAGUGGCAGAGUGAGCGUCAGCGGUAUCACAAGGAUCUGGAGCAGGAGGUCUUCAUCCCAGUUGGAGAGUCCCUCAAAGACCUCAUCCACCAAUCACAGAGCUCCGGCAGCGGCUCUGGGCUCCCCCUGCUGGUGCAACGGACCAUCGCCAAGCAGAUCCAGAUGGUGCGUCAGAUCGGUAAGGGGCGGUACGGAGAGGUGUGGCUCGGCCGCUGGAGGGGAGAGAAGGUGGCCGUCAAAGUCUUCUUCACCCGAGAGGAAGCCAGCUGGUUCAGAGAGACGGAGAUCUACCAGACGGUCCUGAUGAGACACGAAAACAUCCUCGGCUUCAUCGCGGCUGACAUCAAAGGCACCGGUGCCUUCACGCAGCUCUUCCUCAUCACAGACUAUCACGAGAACGGUUCUCUGUACGACUACCUGAAGCUGACCACGCUGGACACGCAGACCCUGCUGCGGCUGGCGUACUCCGCCGCCUGCGGCCUCUGUCACCUGCACACCGAGAUCUACGGCACGCAGGGAAAGCCGGCCAUCGCCCACCGAGACCUGAAGAGCAAGAACAUCCUGAUCAAGAAGAACGGCGCCUGCUGCAUCGCCGACCUCGGCCUCGCCGUCAAGUUCAACAGCGACACUAACGAGGUGGACGUCCCCCUGAGCACCCGGGUCGGGACGAGGCGCUACAUGGCCCCCGAGGUCCUGGACGAGAGCCUCAACAAGAACCACUUCCAGGCUUACAUCAUGGCCGACAUGUACAGCUACGGCCUCGUCAUCUGGGAGAUGGCCAGACGCUGCGUCACCGGAGGUAUUGCGGAGGACUACCAGCUGCCGUACUACGAGAUGGUUCCUUCUGACCCGUCGUAUGAAGACAUGCUGGAGGUGGUUUGUGUGAAAGGACUCCGGCCGACGGUGUCCAACCGCUGGAACAGUGAUGAGUGCCUUCGGGCCAUGCUGAAGCUGAUGUCAGAGUGCUGGGCUCCUAACCCCGCCUCCCGCCUCACCAUCCUCCGAGUGAAGAAGACGCUUUCCAAGAUGGUGGAGUCCCAGGACAUCAAGAUCUGACCGCCCUCCUCCUCUUCUUCCUCCUUCAUCCCACCUGAACCCUGAACACACUCGACCUGCUCAGGCUCAGUGCAGCCCCUCUUCAUCAGGAGGAGGAAGAGGAGGAGAAGUUGGGAGAUAAUAAUAAUGGACCCAUUUCAGGGCUGAACUGUGCGUCUCCUCCUCCUCCUUCCUCCAUCUUCAGUCUGUCUGGAAACAAACAUGGAGUCCUUCCUCCUCCUCUUCCUCCGCUCUCUGCCGGGUUUGACGCUUUCUGUGAAAGCCAAACGAGGCGAUAAAGAUAAUUAUGAUGGAGGGAAGAGAAGGAGAGCUCUCGAUGCUCGUUGUGAAUGAACACAGAUUUAUUUUUGUUUUUUUUAAAGGACCCUCGUCACCUUCCUCAACUUCUGCCUGUUUCAAAACGCAAAAAAAGCAGAUUUUUUUGUUGUUACUUUCAGGACUGAGUUCUCCUGCCAUAUUGAAAUAUAUCUCCUCUAAAAAGUAGAGUUAAUUAUAAAAAAAAGGUACUAUUAUAACAUGUGAAUUUUAACGUGUAAAUAAAUGUUAUCAUAUCGUGCCUCCUCACGAGAGGAUUUAAAACACAACAGAACACUGUGCUGCAGUGGUGUUGACGUCCAGCUGACUCCAGGAGACGAUGAGUCACCACAGAGACGUCUACCGUCCUGUCCAUCUGUCUGUCCGUCCGUCCGUCCGUCUGUCAGCUGUCUGUCUGAAGGUUUGAUCAGUUAUGAAGAGGUUGAGCUGCUCCGGUGUCACAAAGAAACCUGAUUGGUUUAGUUAAACCUCAGUGGGUGGAGCCUAAAGGACCAAUAGAGAGGUCCCUUAAAUGGAGAAAUGUGUGUAAUUCAUGGCACAAUUCAAACAUGAUCGAAGAUUUCUGUCUCUAACCGUUUACUACCAGACAUAUUUUUUCUGAAAUAAUGUCCCAUGGUGGUCCACCGGAACAAGAACUGCAGAAAUAUGCAAAAAUAUCAAAGUAAAUACGCCCUUUUUGCUCUGCUUUAGCUCGUUCUGACUCCCUAAAAACCUCUGGAUCAACGCCCACAUCUCUUAAUUUGCAGUUUUUAACAUUUCAGGCUACUAAGUAAAAGGAAAGAUGAAGUCUCAGACGUUAAAAUUUCAAAACAUUUUUAAAUAUGGUUUAAAAAAAAGGACGUGACUCCAUUUAUAAAUAAAACAAAACCAGUUGCUCUUAAAAUUGUUGCUGUAAUAACUUUGGCUCCUCCCACUCAGGUUUCACUCUUCAAUCAGAUUUAUUUCAAUAAUUAUUCAUUCUGCAUUAAAAGCAUUACUUAAGUUGCAGUUUGGGACUUUCUCAUUAAUAAUAUUUUGGAAACAAGUCCAGAAUGUUUAGCCUAGCUUAGCACAAAGACUGGAAGCGGGGGGAAACUGUUAGCUUAGCAUGAUAAAGUGCUCUAAAUAUUUUUGGAUUGAUGCAUUUAAUCUGGGUUUUUGGAACAGGUUUAGAAACAAAUAUAUAAAAUUAAACAUUUUAGUAGCAGUUAGCAUUUGAGCUAGGCUAGCAGCUUCCCCUAUGCGUUACAGUAUUUGUGCUAAGCUAGGCUAAACGCACCCUGGGCCCAUCUCUGUACUGGACACAUUCACCUGAAAUGUUGGACUGUUCCUUUAUACUCCUCAACUGUCGGAUGAUGUGCACGUGAUGGCUCGGUGUGUGUGUGUGAAUGAAGCUAACCGAUCAUAGUUCAUACAUUUAAGAGCAGCGACUUUAGUGUUUUUCUCUGUAAUAAAUAUGCAGGACAAUGUAUAGGAAUAAUCUCUAAUAUGUAAAUCUGUAAUGUUUUGCUGUUGUUUUGUACAGCAUCUGGUUCGGUGCCUUAUGAGUUUACCAAGGAAAUGAUAAACUCUGUAUACAGUCUGUCCAAUGUAACAAUUUUUAAGUAAAUAACCUUAUUUUAGUACACAAAC
Messenger RNA from Anarrhichthys ocellatus (wolf-eel), 4125 nucleotides. Its product is annotated as bone morphogenetic protein receptor type-1A. Gene Ontology annotation, molecular function: ATP binding; transmembrane receptor protein serine/threonine kinase activity. NCBI's taxonomy places the organism in Eukaryota, Metazoa, Chordata, Actinopteri, Perciformes, Anarhichadidae. The transcript has 13 exons. Gene Ontology annotation, biological process: protein phosphorylation; cellular response to growth factor stimulus; cell surface receptor protein serine/threonine kinase signaling pathway. The record is from RefSeq and is a predicted model, not a curated record. Gene Ontology annotation, cellular component: signaling receptor complex; plasma membrane. The coding region runs from base 619 to 2199 and encodes 526 amino acids.